This is a messenger RNA of Crotalus tigris (Tiger rattlesnake), 4065 nucleotides long. It is a transcript of the gene ECE1, whose product is annotated as endothelin converting enzyme 1. Lineage: Eukaryota; Metazoa; Chordata; Lepidosauria; Squamata; Viperidae. Gene Ontology annotation, biological process: peptide hormone processing. Gene Ontology annotation, molecular function: metalloendopeptidase activity. The transcript has 18 exons. The record is from RefSeq and is a predicted model, not a curated record. The coding region runs from base 134 to 2461 and encodes 775 amino acids. Gene Ontology annotation, cellular component: plasma membrane.
GACCGAAGGCCUUGUUUGCUCUCCAGCCCUUCAUGUGGGACGAUUUCCUCCAGGCUGGCCUGCGACUUGCUCUCCCUUCAUAGGCUCCCGUGGCUGGUUGGGGAGGGCGGUGCGGAGUUACAUAAAUUCCAGCAUGUGUGCCUGGUCUUCAGCCGAAGAAGAGACUUUGGGGGGGGGAAACAUCCCAGCUUCGGCAGCCCUCGAGAUGUCCACUUACAAGCGGGCCACCCUGGACGAAGAGGAGCUGGUGGACGCCCUGGAGGGAGAGAUCUACCCCAAUGGGGUCCAGGUGAACUUCCGCGGGCCAGGAGCCAGGAAGGGCUGCUGGGUGCGGCGGACGCAGCCGGAGAAGUGCCUGCUGGUCCUGACGCUCCUCCUGCUCCUGGCUCUGUUGGCCUGCCUGCCUGUCCUGCUCUUCCAGUACCAGACGCAGGCCUGCCUGAGCCAAGCCUGCAUCUCGGUGACCAGCUCCAUCCUCAGCUCGCUGGACCAAGCGGUGGACCCCUGCGAGGACUUCUUCAGCUACGCUUGCGGUGGCUGGGUCAAGAGUAACCCCAUCCCGGAUGGCCACUCCCGCUGGGGGACCUUCAACAAGCUUUGGGAGCACAACCAGGCCGCCUUGAAGACCCUCCUGGAAAACACCACGGCCCCCUUGUCGCUGAGCGAGGCCGAACGCAAAGUGCAGCGUUACUACCAGUCCUGCAUGAACGAGAGCCGGAUAGAGGAGCUGCAGGCCAAACCGCUGGUGGAUCAGGUGCAGAAGCUUGGAGGCUGGAAUAUCAGCGCCCCCUCGGGAGAGUACGGUUUCAACCAGACGCUGCUGGCCCUGGUAGCCCACUACCACCUCACCCCUUUCUUCUCCAUCUCGGUCAGCGUCGACUCGAAGAAUUCCAGCAGCAACAUCAUCCAGAUCGACCAGUCAGGGCUGGGGCUGCCGUCCAGGAAUUACUACCUCAACAAAACCCAGAACGAGAAAGUGCUGGCGGCGUACCUCAAUUUCAUGGUCCAGCUUGGCGUGCUGGUCAGCGGGGAGGAGGAGGCCACUGUCCGACCGCAGAUGCAAGAAGUUCUGGACUUCGAGACCACCUUGGCCAACAUCACCACCCCGCAGGAGAAGCUUCGGGACGAGGAAGUGAUCUACCACAAAAUGCCCGCUGGGGAGCUAAAGGACUUGGCCCCGGCCAUCGACUGGAUGCCCUUGCUCAAGGAGGUCUUUAACCCGGUGGAGAUCAACGAAUCGGAGCCCGUGGUGGUCUACGCCAGGGAGUAUCUCCAACGCGUCUCCCUGCUCAUCCUGAACACGGACAAGAGGGUGUUGCGCAACUACAUGAUUUGGCACCUGGUGAGGAAAGGCGCGAGUUUCCUGGACCAGCGGUUCCAGGAAGCGGGGGAGAAGUUCUUGGAAGUCAUGUACGGAUCGAAGAAGACUUGCCUGCCCCGCUGGAAGUACUGCAUCAGCGACACCGAUAACAGCCUGGGUUUCGUCUUGGGUGCCAUGUUUGUGAAGGCCACCUUUGCCGAAGACAGCCGGGCGGUGGCUGAGGAGAUGAUCCUGGAGAUUAAAAGGGCGCUGGAGGAGAGCCUAGCCAGCCUUGUGUGGAUGGACGACGAGACCAAGCGGUCAGCCAGAGAGAAGGCCGAUGCCAUCUAUGACAUGAUUGGCUACCCAAAAUUCAUCCUGGACCCCAAAGAGCUGGACAAAGUCUUCCACGAGUACGAUCCAGUGCCUGACCUGUACUACGAGAACGUUAUGCAGUUCUCCAACUUCUCCGCCCGGGUGGCCGCUGACCAGCUUCGCAAGCCUCCGAACCGUGACCAGUGGAGCAUGACCCCCCCAACGGUGAACGCUUAUUAUUCUCCCACCAAAAACGAGGUCAUCUUCCCGGCUGGAAUUCUGCAGUCUCCCUUCUACACGCGGAAUUAUCCCAAGGCUAUCAAUUUUGGGGGGAUUGGAGUUGUGGUGGGCCACGAGCUGACACACGCCUUUGACGAUCAAGGACGUGAGUACGACAAGGAUGGCAAUCUCCGGCCCUGGUGGAAGAACUCCUCGGUGGAGGCCUUCAAGCAGCACACCGAGUGCCUGGUGGAGCAGUACGGCAACUACUCGGUCAAUGGAGAAGCCGUGAACGGCAAAUUCACUCUGGGGGAGAAUAUUGCAGACAACGGGGGGCUCAAGGCCGCCUACCGGGCCUAUCGGAACUGGGUGAAGAAGAACGGGCAGGAGCCAUCUCUGCCCGCGCUUGGCCUCACCAACGAUCAGCUCUUCUUUGUUGCCUUUGCCCAGGUCUGGUGCUCCGUCCGUACCCCGGAGAGUUCCCACGAAGGACUCGUCACGGACCCCCACAGUCCUUCCCGCUUCCGAGUCAUCGGGACUGUCUCCAAUUCCAGGGACUUUUCCAAGCACUUCCAGUGCAGGCCCGGUGCGCCUAUGAAUCCCCCGCAGAAAUGUGAAGUUUGGUGAGGCUUCCCACCAAUGAAAAAUGGGGUGCCCAUGCAGGAGCCCCCAGUUCUCCACUUCCUCCGUGUUAAGAACCAAAGGGAGCCCACCCCGGCCUCUCUCGCGCCCUUAGCUGCAAAGGGCCUCUGGAAGACAAAUUUGCGUGACGUCCACUCACCACGGAAGCCUUCCCACGGCGUCUCCCGUGGACUCGGCACGCCGAUCUUUCCUUUCCGAAGACCUGAGCCAGCUUUUAAGUCUUCGGCCGCUUUUCCAAAAGGAGAACCGCUCCGUCGCGCUAACCAGCCCCAGCCCGGCCACAAUGGACACGCAGCCUUUUGUAAAAUAGAGAAGUUAUUUUUACAACCUUGCAGAGCACUGGAACUUUUUUUGGGUGGGGGGGGGAAGGCAGGCGGGGGAAAACGUAUGGAAUUUUUUAAACGUUAUGAUUAUCUUAGUCUCUCUUUCUCUCUCGCGCGCUUCCAAGUGAACAGAUGGGGAAAGGCUUUUUUUUUUUCUCCGUUGGAUGCAUUUUGUACGUGGGCCCCGUUGAAAGGGGAAUGGGGAAGGGGGGAUCUGUCAGGGUCCUUGCAAGGCGUCCGAUCUCUUUAGAAGCCUACAGGGCUGAUCUGUCUCUCAGUUCACUUCUCGUGAGUUUUUGCAUUUUGAAUGAAAAGAGAGGAAUGAGGGCAGAGCUGCAGGGUUAAGCAAGGGCCACGCUAGACUACCCCCUCCCACCCAAAACCAGCUCCAGGGUUCUCCGUGGGAGCACCAUAAGGGGUCUGGGAGAUGGGGAGGUGGGGGGUGGUAUUACUCUGAGUAGGUUUUCAGUUCCUGGUCUUUGGAAGGGUCCAGAGUCCCGACAAGCGUCCUCUGCUUGCUUUAAUGCCAGCAAAGCAUUCCUGUGCUAAGCCCCUUUUGCGCAGGCUGGCACCUCCUAUGCAGAAACUGGCAGUCAGGCAGCAAGCAGCUCCCCCCUUCUCAGAUAGCGCCUCUGGGAAGGGGCUCCACGAGGGCUUAAGCAGAUAUCCCCCCCCCCAAAUCAGCUUUCCCCAACCAACCAGGAUAGAUCGGAUCCAUCUGUAGCUCAGAGCUGAAGUCAAACUACAAUGGGGAAAGGUGGUUCGGGAUGACUGCUAAGGGAGCCUGUUGCCCCUGCGGGGGGGGGGGGGGUCUGGAGGCGGGAAAAGCUGAUGAUUUUAGGGUGCUGCAAAUGUGGGGUUUUCCACCGUGUCCCUCCUGCAGGAAGGCAAAUUGUGUGCAGAUGUGCAAUCUGCUUUCGGUAACCGGAUCCCCGGGAAGGCCGCCAAUGGCUUCCAGAUGUGGUUUGAAGGGGUGGAAUUGGGGGGGGGAGGGGUUAGCCAAAGAGCUCUUCUGCCCCCAUCACACUAGGGGGAGGAAAGGAAUGUCCCCCUUCCCCUAAUUCUCUGGGGUUCAGUAAGUUGAGCCUUCUGAGAAAAGGGGGAGAAAAAAGAUCUGCAAGGAAUUUUGUGCUAGCCCAAUUCCGGAUGGAUCCGUUCAGGCAAUUUGUUCUUUGUUUUUUGUUUUUUUUUUAAAACUCUUCCCUGCCUUUGGAAAAAAAAAACACUGUCAUUUUGAAAUAAACGCCUUUUUAUCACGGUUUGAAA